UUCUUUGUUUCUCAUUCGUCUGUUUUGCUUCUUUGUACCACGUUUCGGCUAGGCAAAUAUAGUCUAUUUAGUAGAUUAGUUCUGAGAAUUUUUAUUGUUAGGACUUAGUAGUAGAAUACUAAUAUAAAAUUAGUAUAAUUCAGCUUUUCUUAUUAAUAGAACUUUUUCUUUAAUUUUUCUUUUUCAAACCAAAGUAACGAAUAAUUCCACUUUGUAAAAAUGAUGGAUACAACUUACUUGAGAGGUGAUACUGUCGUACAAUGUCCGUAUGAUAGCAAUCAUAAAGUAACAAGAUCCAGACUUCAAAUGCAUCUUGUUAAAUGUGAAAAGAACUUUCCAGAAGACUUUAGACGCAUUUGUCCUUACAAUGCCACUCAUCGUUUGCCGAAAGCGGAAAUGCUGGCACAUGUCAACGAUUGUCCUGCUCGACAAUUUGCGCAACCCGAAUUGUAUCACACAUAUCGUAAUUUUGGCUCUAUCAAAUCCUUACCCCCAUCUGAAAUAGACAUCGAUGAAUGUUGGGAAGAAGAUGACCGAACAAUUUCCGAAGUUGAAUCGAACGCCUGUUUUAAUAAUUCUACUUCAUUUGUCAGCAAAUAUGAAAGAUUUGAUGAUCUACCUUUGAGAGGACCUAAGGGACAAGCUGAAGUAGACAUGCUGGAUUCCUCAAUAGGAAGUUCAGCGCUCGAUGAGAUGGGUUCUGUUAUUAGUGCCGAUGGAAUGGGACGCGGUUCAGCCAAAUUUAAUAGAGAAAAGUUUCUUCAACAAAUUGGCCGUGGCAGAGGAAAGCCAAUUCAGUUUUAAUUCAGAUUAAAACAAAACGAAAAGAGAAAAAAAAAUUGAAAAUUAGAUUUAAAAAAAAUUAUAUACUGAGACAUAUUUUUCUGAAUUAUUAUUUUGUUGUUAAUAUACAUUAAAUGUAUAUGAGUAUAAAAAAAUUUAUAUUUUUGAUAGUUACGUAAGUUUUUUCUUUGACUUAAAAAAAUUUUUUAUUUCUUUGAUCCUCAAAAGAGUUUAACAACAAGAAAUGUUAGUUUUCUACUUUUUCUACGACAUGUAUUUGUAGACAAAUAAAUUUAAAAUUCAUUA
Leptopilina heterotoma is the source of this 1089-nucleotide messenger RNA. Its product is annotated as gametocyte-specific factor 1-like. The transcript has 4 exons. Bases 220 to 804 code for a protein of 194 amino acids. Lineage: Eukaryota; Metazoa; Arthropoda; Insecta; Hymenoptera; Figitidae. The record is from RefSeq and is a predicted model, not a curated record.